ACCACGUGGGCUUUGCCUGAGUGUACCAGUGUGAGCCUUUCCUCAUUCAACUCUGCGGCAAAUCUCACAGUGUAGAAAUCGUUGCCGAUGUCUUAGGCUUCCUCGGCGUCUUCAUCCUCUUCGCAGCAACUGCCACUCGCCGCAGCGUCACAGUAGCAACCUAAGUUACCUUCCGUUGGCCGAUAUCGACUCGGUGACGCCGUGAGAUCUCUCCCUUCGCAUUCGUCUUUCUUCGUGCUCCCCGCUAGAGCUUUCUUGCAAAUUGAGGAGAUAAACAGGGGGAAAGAUGGAAUUUCCCCUUUCAUGUCCGGUGGUCCAGCUGCCUCAGUCCACGACACGCGUGUCGAGUUCACCAAGGAUCAAAGUGCGUGUACGCUAUCUUUGUCCGACAGCGGAUCCGACGUGCCCCGUCCCCUCCAAAAGAAACCCUAAUUUUGCACCAGUAGCCAACGACUGCGUUCUCCCACCACCUUCACUCUUCGAUGGCAAGCCCGUAAUAAAUCGCCAUAGCCAGUGGCCUUUUCAUAUAUCCGCGUCCAUAUCGCCAAUACGUCAAGCGAACACCACAUCUUCCCUUCUCUCUGUCUCUCUCUCCAACCCCACGCCAACACCUAGCUCACCUUCCAACGAAACCCUAACCCACUGCGUCCUCCGAUUCGGACCGCGGAUGGCACGGCGGAAGUGAUCCCAUCUCCUUCCACCGGACGCCGGAGCUUCCGGCCGCAGAGCGAUGUCGGUGAGAGGCGCCGUCGAUCGGAGGGAUGGGUCCCCGUCGAGCAAUGGGAACGGGAACGGACCGGCAAAGGUCCAGCCGGCGCCGUCCAGGCCGACCUACGGGGACCGGCGUCUGAGGCUGAACCCGAACACGGAGCACAAACCGGAGCGGUACGACGACGUUCAGUCGGAGUUCGAUCCGGCGAUCUUCAGCUCCCUGGAGCGGCACCUCCCGCCCAGCAUGCUCGAGGUACCGCGGGAUGGCAAGGUGCAGUUCAUGAAGGAGAUCCUCGCGCGAUACUUGCCUGAGGGGGAGCGAAUUAGGGUUCAGAGACACAAAGAGUACAGACAAAAAUUGAUGUCAGCUUAUCAGCCUUUGCAUAAAGAAUUAUACAAUCUGCAUCCGUCAGCCUUUUUUAUGCAAUCAUUUGUUAAAGCUAUCAAUGAUAACACAGAGGAGAGCUUCAGAAAUAUACUUUCUGAACCAUCACCUGGAAUAUAUACAUUUUCUAUGCUACAGCCAAGUUUCUGUGAAAUGUUAUUAGAUGAGGUGGACAAUUUUGAAAAAUGGGUCAACACUAUCAAGUUCAAAAUAAUGCGACCGAAUACAAUGAAUAAGUACGGUGCUGUGCUUGAUGACUUUGGCUUGGAAGCCAUGCUUAACAAGCUUAUGGAAGAAUUCAUAUCCCCAAUGGCUAGAGUAUUCUUCCCUGAGGUUGGCGGAUCAACUCUCGACUCACAUCAUGGCUUUGUGGUUGAGUAUGGAAAGGACAAGGAUGUUGAACUAGGAUUCCAUGUGGAUGACUCAGAAGUCACUCUAAAUGUGUGUUUAGGCAAAGAUUUUUCUGGUGGUGAAUUGUUUUUCCGGGGAGUUCGAUGUGACAAACAUGUGAACACAGAGACACAAACAGAGGAAAUCUUUGACUACUCUCAUGUCCCUGGUCAAGCUGUACUUCAUCGUGGACGCCACCGACAUGGGGCUCUCCCCACAAAUUCUGGACACAGAAUCAACAUGCUUUUGUGGUGUAGAAGUUCAGUCUUCAGAGAGAUGAGGAAGUUCCAAAAGGAUUUCUCUAGCUGGUGCGGUGAAUGUCAACGCGAGAAGAAAGAAAGGCAGCACCAGUCGGUGGUCGCUGCCAAGAUGACUUUUCUGAAGGGCUAUGGAGGAGCCAACAUUUGAGGUGCUUUGGUUAUGUAUUUUAAAGGGUGGUUGUAAAGUAGCGUGAUUGUCACCUAAAGCGACCUUUGAAUUCUCUAAAAAAGUUAACGUUGUUCUUGAGCUUGUCUGUACUUACAGGUUAUUUGUAUAUGUAUAUACCAGUAUUUAUCCAUAACAAUCUUCGCAACUUCCAGCA
This is a messenger RNA of Zingiber officinale, 2069 nucleotides long. Its product is annotated as 2-oxoglutarate and iron-dependent oxygenase domain-containing protein CP2-like. NCBI's taxonomy places the organism in Eukaryota, Viridiplantae, Streptophyta, Magnoliopsida, Zingiberales, Zingiberaceae. Gene Ontology annotation, molecular function: iron ion binding; oxidoreductase activity, acting on paired donors, with incorporation or reduction of molecular oxygen; L-ascorbic acid binding. The record is from RefSeq and is a predicted model, not a curated record. The coding region runs from base 731 to 1894 and encodes 387 amino acids. The transcript has 9 exons.